UCUGACCAUUCGGUUUCAUAGCCUUUUUGUCUUUAUUAUAACUAUUUGGCUAUCACCGCUCUUAAAUUAUUCGCUCGGCCAACUGCAGCUGUUGCUUUGUCUACAUCAGAGGGGAAUGGAUAUGACGAUACGAAAGUAAAUCUGGACCUGGUUUUUGGUUUUGAAGCCAGGUUUCCUGCAAUUUGAAGGUCUGAAGAACAUCAAGGCUCUUGCCCUUUUCCCUCUUGCGGUCCCUUAUGCUCAAUGACGGCUGUCUCUGGGUCACUGCAGGAUGGAUGAAGUUGAUUUGACAGUUUUUGUCUGUCACCAUCAGUGCUUGCCUCUCAGUGACUGUGUCUUGUUCUUUUACGUUUAUAAAAGAACACCUCCUCUCUUGGGCUCUGGCCCCUUACACUGUAAGAGUAACUGUUAGUAAGGAAUACCCCACGGAGGGGGACUUCCUGCAAACUCUGUGGUUCACGUGAGAUUUUUCUUUUUCUUUUUGUGCCACAGACAGUCAAAGCAGGAACAGGAAAUUUUUGCAAAAGGUCAAGGUUUACAUUUGAGUUUUUUUCAUAAUAAUUUAUUUAUACAUAUAAGAAUCCUUUUUUUUUCCUGGAGAGAUGUCUUCAGAAAAUCCUAACAAGGUGGUGACCUUCUUGGCCCCUCCACCUCCAAAAAAUGUGAACGGCUCCGGUUCAGACUCACUGGUGGGUGAGAAGCUAGACACGGAGGUCAGAAAGCGACGCCACACCAUGGAUAAAGAUCUGAAGACGGCCGAGCACAGAUUUUUUAGGCGUAGCGUCAUCUGUGACUCCAAUGCCACAGCCCUCGACUUGCCCAGCAAAGCCUGCAUCCUCACCUCGCCUCCAGACUGUGAGCAGUUUGUCGUGCCUGUGGUGCUGGGUUUGGCCCCUGAUGUAAGCAUUGACACCCAAUCGGGUGUUUCGGGGGUAGUUGUGGAAGAACAUGCAGAGGACGGAAGAAGCGCUGGGGUUGAUGGGAUUGUGGAGGUACAGAGCCCAUCUGUGCAGGAUGUGGGUGCGAGGCAGGCCGAGGCCCUUGGGACGGUGGAGAUAGAGCCCAGCGACGUGGGCGACAAGGAGCAGGAGAGCGGAGUAGCAGACAAACGUGAGGAGGAGGAGAAAGGGGUGGCGAAGGCCCGUGCUGAAGCAGAGCAGAGGGAGGCUGAGAAAAAGGUUCAGGAUGACAUCGAAGAAGUGGAGACAAAAGCUGUGGGAACCUCACCCGAUGGCCGUUUCCUCAAAUUUGAUAUCGAGAUUGGACGUGGCUCGUUCAAAACUGUCUACAAGGGCUUGGACACGGAGACAACGGUGGAGGUUGCGUGGUGUGAACUUCAGGAUCGGAAGCUGUCAAGAUCAGAGCGCCAGCGCUUCAAGGAAGAGGCCGGCAUGUUGAAAGGCCUGCAACACCCAAACAUUGUGCGUUUUUAUGACUCAUGGGAGUCGCCUUCCAAAGGCCGCAAGUGCAUCGUGCUGGUAACGGAGCUCAUGACGUCAGGAACCCUAAAAACGUAUCUGAAGCGCUUCAAGGUGAUGAAGAUAAAGGUGUUGCGGAGUUGGUGCCGACAAAUCCUGAAGGGCCUUCACUUCCUCCACACCAGGGCUCCUCCAAUCAUUCACCGGGACCUUAAGUGUGACAACAUCUUCAUCACCGGACCUACCGGCUCCGUUAAGAUCGGUGAUCUGGGCUUGGCCACCCUCAAGCGCUCUUCGUUCGCUAAGAGCGUCAUAGGUACCCCUGAGUUCAUGGCGCCUGAGAUGUACGAGGAAAAAUACGACGAGUCGGUGGAUGUGUACGCCUUUGGAAUGUGCAUGCUGGAGAUGGCUACCUCUGAGUACCCGUACUCUGAGUGUCAGAACCCCGCUCAAAUCUAUCGCCGAGUCACCAGCGGAGUUAAACCUGGCAGUUUCGACAAGGUAGCCAUUCCAGAGGUGAAAGAGAUCAUUGAGGGAUGUAUUCGGCAAAACAAAGAUGAAAGAUACGCCAUCAAGGACCUUCUGAACCAUGCCUUCUUCCAGGAGGAAACUGGGGUGCGGGUGGAGCUGGCUGAGGAAGACGAUGGGGAGAUGAUUGCUAUCAAGCUCUGGUUGCGCAUUGAAGAUGUCAAGAAACUGAAAGGCAAAUACAAAGACAAUGAAGCCAUUGAGUUCUCCUUCGACCUCCAGCGUGACGUCCCAGAAGAUGUGGCUCAGGAAAUGGUUGAGUCGGGCUAUGUUUGUGAGGGCGACCACAAAACCAUGGCUAAGGCCAUCAGGGACCGCGUGUCUCUGAUCUGCCGCAAACGAGAGCAACGACAGCAGGUGCGAGCAGAGCAAGAGAAACGCAAGCAAGAGGAAGAGCAGAAGCAGUUGUCCAGCGAGUCGUUGAAGAACGUGGUCAGCUCUCAAGGAACUCAAGGUUCUGUACAGAGUCAGUGCAGUUCCCAGCCUCCAACUCCUGGCCUUGUCCAGCCCGAGUGUGAGGAGCUUGAUGCAGACCAGCAGCUGCAAUACAUGCAAAGUGGAAUGACCUCAGCUGACGGGACGCUUGAGAGUGGUCAGGGUUCAUCCGUGUUCUCAGAACCUCACCUCAGCCAGCUAAGCAUGUCGUAUAGUUCUCCUGCAACGUCACAACAGCAGCAGGUGCCUGGACAGGGCGCCUACCCUCCCAGCUCUCAAGCUCCCCAACAGCACACCGCAUACCCCCAGCAGCCCAUGCCACAAUCAGUGAGUCAGCCGUACAGUGGAGGAGGCUCGGGUCUGGUCGAGCCCCCGCUCUUUUUCCCCACCAUCCCGGAACGGCCCGUCUCAUUCUCCCCUCCGCCAUCUUGCCCGCCUAAAGCUUUCAACGUGCAGCGGCGCAAGAGCACCUCCAUCCUGGAGGCCCACACGCGUCACUUCCAGCCCGCCUACCACCGUAGCUACGGCAGCAGCCUGCACCCGUUCUCUGGCGUGGAGGCCCUGGGUGCCGGCGUCGAACCCUCCCUGUUCAUGAUGCCUGGGAUAGCAGCUCAAAGAUUGGCUGAGCCACUUCACCUACAGCCCCCGGCGGAGUCGAUAUACGGAUAUAAGGAUAUGAGGGCCGAGCAAGAGGAAACUGUACGCAGACUCAGCCUCAACCAGGCUGCAUUAAUGGACCAUCUUGAAGCCAUGGCCUACGGUGGCUACCCUAUGACUGCACAUCAGAUAAGCCAAAUCAGCUUCCAUCAGCAAAUGCAAGCUGCUGCUGCUGCCGCCAGCUUGGCCUAUGAGACUCAAUCACAGCCUGGGCCAGCCUACCUACACCCUCAUGUCCAAAGCCACAUGCGCUUGACGCAUAGCCCCAUCCCGCAACUACCUACCAUGACUGUGUCUAGCUCCGCCUCUGCUCCCCAGCAAACCGCACCUGCAGAUCCAGGCUAUCAGCCCCACUCGUUUCCCCAUUCUGCACCACCCGUGCUGGCUCAUGCAUCCGAGCCGAGCACCGCCUUUGAAUUCCACAUGCACAACCUUCAGGCAGACCCAGCCAUGCUGGCAUCCAGACUUUACCGAGCCCGUCGGGGCUCAAUGGACCUUAACCUGGAGGAAGCGACUGGCAACCCGGGCUUGUGCGGUCGACUGCAGCCCGUCACCGAAGAACUGUACAGCUACGUGAGCCCGGAGCUGCCCCUUCCCCCAGGCAGCCUGCUUCUCCAUGGACAUAAAGAGCUCAGUCCUGAGCCUUCAAGUGACUCCAUGACCUCCUCAGAUGCUGGGGAGUUCCACUCACCUCCGCCUCAUCCAUUGUACCAACAUCAAGACUGUUCUGCAGCUCAAUCCAUCCCACAAACUUCUUACUACAAAACAGACGGAGGGAGCAAUGUCAGCGACGGACACCCACCCAGUCAACCGAUGUUUCUGUUUGUUCCACCCUCUGAAUCGUCCACCAUUCCAUCUUCACACAUCAGUGCUUUGCACAGUACCUGGGCCCGUCAACCAUCCCUUCCACAGGACAUCACAUACCACGAGCCUGCCAUGUCCCAUCAGGGAGCUACCUUGGUGCAGGUCCCCAUCCCUCAGUCUUCAAGUGCCGUGUCUAUGGUUUCCUGCAGCACCCCAUCAGCUGGCGCUGCUUCUCAACAGUAUGGAGUUUACUACAUCCAAGCACUCCCUUCGCAGGCUGCUGUUCCGCAACAGGCCUCUAUGGUGCUGUCAUCCCAACCAGGUGUCUCGCUACCCCAACAGCAAGCUCCCCAACAGCCUCCCAGCACUGUGGUUCAGAGCAGCUCUCAGACCCAGCCCACACAGACACCUCAUAGCGUCUCUCAAACUUUGACAACAGAGCUGUCACAACUCCAAACUCCUGCUGUGGAGAGUGGACAUUCUGAUGUGGCAUCUGGGCUCAGUGAUGGCAAUGAAGGCGUUACGGGUGGCAGGCAUGAGGGUCGUUCUGCCAAACGUCACCAGCGCAGAUCAGUGCGCAGCCGUUCACGCCAUGAAAAGACCUCUAAGGCCAAGCUCAAUGUUCUUAAUAUCUCCAGCAUGGGCGAUAGAGUUGCGGAGUGUCAAUUAGAAACACACAACAGGAAAAUGGUGACUUUCAAGUUUGAUCUCGAUGGCGAUAACCCAGAGGAAAUUGCACAGAUAAUGGUACAAAGUGAGUUCAUUCUAGAGAGCGAGCGCGAGUACUUCAUUGAGCAGAUCCGAGAGGUCAUAGAAACAGCUGAUGAGAAAGGUGUGGAGAGAGAGCGCAGCCAGAUGGUCAGUGAUCAUGAGCAGCAUAUGCCCACCACAUCAGCGCCUCUUGAACAAGGUGUGGCGCCUAGUUCAGCCGCCCAGGUGGUGCACUCUGCAGGCCGCAGGUUCAUCGUCAGUCCAGUGCCUGAAUCCAGACUGAAGGAUCAGUUCUUUAGCGCGCCCCCUCCCACAAUCCCUCUUCGUGAAGAGCCUUCAACCUCUGUGUCAGCUGCAGUUCCUGCCUUGGGGCUUUCUAUGUCUGCGUCUGCAGUCAGUCUACAGCAGGCGUUCUCUGAGAUGCGUCAAGGCCGGUUUGACCCGGGUCCCAGCACUGCACCACCAAUGCUCCAUGUCUCCAUGCCCCCUCUGGUGCCUGCCGCAACACCCUUGCCCUCUAGCACCGCCCCUAUUGUCCCUCCCCCAGUGUCUUCUGAAGUGACCGCUUCACCAUCUCUACCCUCAGUCUCCUUAAACCCUCCAGGGUCAUCGUCUCCUCCUCCUACCCUUCCUGCCUCUGCCGUUAUCUCUCCUCCAGCCCAUUCACAACUCCCUCUGCCUCAAAGUCAGGUUGUACCUGCCAUCAUCAGUGUUAUUUCCACCCCUUCCUCACUGCCAAUGCCAGCUGUGCCUGCCGCCACAUCCUUCCCCCAGACCCCAGUCCCCAUGCCUGUACCUGCCAGUACAGCCACCCCACUCGUUCACCCUGCAGCUCCAAUGGGAUCUGGCAGUGGUGAACAGCCACCCAUCCCCUGCGCUUCAGCUCAGCUCACACCAGCCGCCAUCCCCACCACAGCCAUCCAGACGCCACAGCUUGCACCAUCCACCAUCCCCGACACGGUUAUUCCCGUCUCGGCAGCUCAGUCACAAGUGCCCGCCCUUCAGCCGGUUACCACCAACAUACCAGUAGUACAGCCCACGCCCGUGCACAGUCAACCUCAGACCUCCACCGUGGCCAAUCAAAGUCAUGCACAUUGUGUGGAAUGUGACAGCGACCCGCAGGGAAAGGGUGUCGAUGACAUCCAGGCUCUGGAUAAGAAGCUGCGGUCGCUCUUCAUGGACCUUGGCUCUGGUCCGCCCUCUGCCCAGUCUGAUAUCACAUCUGACCCCAUGGCGGCCGCAAGUGUCCCUGGCACCUCCUCUCCAACUGCCUGUGCCACCCCUAGCGGCACCCCUCUCCCACCCUCUAGUUUACCCCUCAACUCCUCCGGUCAGCCCACGGGCUCUCCAAUGACCUCCAUGGGCAAUGGCUCCACCCCGGUUGGCUACAGUCAGACGACUCCAUCCAAAGCGCCGUUAUCAAGACUACCGGUGUUGCCUGUCGGCCCAGAUCAGGCUGGCACGCCGCCCACAGAGCACCUACCACCCUUCCCAGGACCUUGUUUAACUCAGUCCCAGCAGCCCCUGGAGGAUCUAGAUGCCCAGCUGAGACGGGCACUGAGUCCAGAGACCGUUCCAAUCAGCAAUGUCACGCACCAGUCAUCUCUUACUGGGAUGCCACCUGGAGGACAGCCAGUUCCGUUUUCUCUGGAAGAUGAGCAGUCAGCUGCACCUACAGUUGGAGCAUACAAACUGGGACGAUUCCAGGUGUCAGUGGCUCCUGAUGAGAACACCUCGCAGGCUCCCACAGGCUCCCAUGACUCAUCCUCCACAUCUUCUUCCUCCACCACCACCUCCUCUUCAUCAUCCUCCUCCAGUCUCUCUAGCCCUGAAAACACACUGCACCGAACCUCCUCUCCCCUCAGAGACGCGAGAGCAGAUGUCGUCGAUGGCCUCCCUGCUCUUCCCAACCAGAUGGAAACCCACCCUCAGCCCACCACCAUUGGCCGUUUCCAGGUUACCACCAAAACAGACACAAAGGUGGGGCGUUUCUCAGUGAGCAAAGCACAGGAUGAGGCUGCAGCAGCUAGCUUACAACCCCCAGAACCCCAGCCAGCACCUCAAGCCCAUCCAGCCGUGGGCAACGGUCCAGCCCAGAGUCCCGGGAGCCUCAACAACUCUGUCAGCUCCUACUUCAGCAGCGACAAUGACUCGGAGUUUGAAGAUGAGGACUUUAAGAGAGAAGUCAACAAGCUGAGGGAGAAGCACAUGAUAGAGAGUCAGGCCCUGUACACUCGGCAGAAGGCUGAGAUUGACGCCCUUUUUGCCCGAUUGGGCAAAGUCCCACCCGCCAUGGUCAACCCACCUGUGGUGAACCCAGCUGGCCGUAGACGACGUCCCACUAAGAGCAAAAGCAGCAAAUCCAGCCGCGGUAGCUCCCAGGGCAGCAAGAGUCCUGUACAGCCAGCAACCAGCACUUUAUCAGCGCAGAGUGCUCCCUCCGUGUACCCGCCCCAGCAGGCCUUCCUGGCCCCUGGGGGGAUGAUAGAUGGGGGGAGUAGCCCUCUGCUCCAAUCCUUCAAGCCCUCCCCCUCUAAUGAGAACCUGUGCUCCGCUUACACCAGUGACGCCACGCUCUCUGCCCCCAGUCUGUGUGUCACCUCGCAAGGCUGUGUAAAGUUCAGCUGUGGGUCGGAGAGAGUGACCUUCAAACCAGGUGGCAGGAGGACGCGUUUUCUGAGUACGCCCUGCUUGGCUCUUUGGAAGAUGGUGAAAAAAGUGUGCCCCUGCAACCAACUCUGUAGGACGAGCAGCACCAACACGGUGGUGGGAACUGGUCAGAAUCAAAACCAACCGCCAGUCUCUCAGUCCCAGAGCUGCAAGGGCAUGUUCACAGACGAGCUGCACAAAUUGGUGGACAACUGGGCCAGGGAUGCUAUGAACCUGUCACAGGGCAAGAGAGGCUCCAAGCACCAACAACAAGUGGCUCCUCAGGGCCACAGCUACGACAUGGUCCCUCCUACCAACAUGGGCCGUAAGUACUCGGCUCCAGGCCAGCUGUGCCCAAGCAUCCCUUCAACUUUGAGUGGCCACCCACCCAUGCCCAACACUCCCGCUACCUCUUUGGGGGCCCGGAAGGGCUCCUUGUGUCCCACGCCACAGUACGGCUUCCCCUCCGCACCUUACAGCACCCAGUGGGCUGGCUCGGCCGCGCACACCCAGGCUGGUCUGCUGGCCACCUCACAACCCCUGGGCCAAUAUCCCCAAGUGCCCACCCCUUUACAGACCUUCCACAUCAGCACUUUGCAAAAGUCAGUGAGCCACCCGGGUGGACCCAACCUGAAGACAACGUAGGGCAGGGCCUAGCCGCGCCAGGCCUAAAUAACUCUCGAGUUGGGGGUGGGGGCAGUCAGAGGCAAGGGGAUGGACUGAAAGUGGACUUAAGCAUGUAUUUGAUUGCAUUGCAGAGAUUCUGUCACUAGAGUUUCCUUUGGGUGAUCGAGAAGGAUAGACGCCAGAAUCGUCCUGCAUGCUCACAGAUACGCCACAGGGAUGAUGCACAAUGACGCAAGGGAUAAGAGAAGAUGAAAAUAAAACAAUGGACACUUUGAGUACAAUGUUACGUGGCCAAAGAAGGUGUGACCAUUUUUAUUGUUAAGGUGUGUGCAUCCUUCAUCACCCAGCCCCAAACAUUUAAGGGGCUUGACUUGUGUUUAGAGGUUUGCUGACCUAAGAUGGAACGAAUGCCACCUCCACCCGUCCCAGAAUCCAUCCAUCUGUAUAUCCUCUUGAUAGAUUCAUCAAGCAUAUCACCAAUCAGAGGUCGGGUGGGUGAUGGUGAGCGGCAAAGAGACAAACCUAGUGUCCUUGUUUCCCCUCUUGCCCUAAACCCUCUGCUGCAAUGCCAUGGAAUAAUGCAAUAAUUACAAUGGUAGAAAAAGCCCAUUUUAAAACACAGGAAGUGGCCUUCAUUAGAUAAAUCAAAAAAAGAUCCAUGUACAGAUUUCCUUUGUUUUUAAAUUGGGUUAUGAGGGUUUUGAUUCCAUUUGGUUGGUUGGUUGGUUGGUUGGUUGGUUGGUUGGUUGGUUGGUUGGUUUUUCCCCCUAUGCCCUUCAAGCCGGCCUUGUGUAGCAGAAUGUUAGGGACAUUUUUUUGUUUUGUCACAUGUUCAGAGGCCUUUCAUCUGCCCCUAAGGUUUGUACUACCAAGCUCCUACAGCUCCCAGCAUGCUUUGCAGCACAUUCACACGCUUACAGUCCUUUUCCGGUUCUCUCAUUGGGCCACACCACAAGGUGACGUGUAAUAUAGUGGAUACAAUCGGUAGGAUUGGGGUUUGGAUACGAAACUUGGGGUCGCAGGACUGUGUCGUCACACACGUACUGCCUUGGAGGCCCGUGAAGCUUUAAAUCUAUGACUAAUGUAACAGCUUUUCUAAUCAUGGCAGCAUUAGGGGCCUCUUACGAUAGUUUGAUCGAGACAUUCAAAUAAGAAUUCGUGUUCUGUAUGGACCUGUAUUUACUCAUCAGUUUUUGAUGUUGAAACACUGUGAUUAUUAUAAAUGUUGUUGGACAACAUUAGCUAAAAAGAAAAGUAGACAAAAAAAAAAAAAACAUGAAAUUUUUGAGGGUUUUGGAUAUUAGCGUUCAUGAGAUGUAAGGCUAGCUAUUUCAUUAUUCACAUCUUAUUGGAGACACUUUAACCCUUUUCCCCUUUCUACUUUCUUUAUAUUAUUAGAUAAAUGUGAAUGUAAAAUGGAUUCAAUUAAUGUACUUGAAGAAACAAAUCUUUCCUUCUUUCCCUAUGCCCAAUGAGCUUUCUGAAGAUUCUAGUGCCUUGCAUUAUUCUUUUUUUUUUUUUUUUGCUUUUUGCUUCACGGUUUGAUAUAUAAGGCAGUGGAGAGUCUCAAGCGUGCUCUUGGUUUGGAGUGCUGGUCUUUUUGACUUAACAGAGGGUGAAUAUUAAUAUAUUGCGGGAUCGAGGUGUCGUUUUGGGUGCCGUUUUGAACUGGCUACGACUGAAACCAUUUGAUGGCACAGUCCUAGCCUUUAGGCAGAGUUGCAAAAAGCUUCAUAUAUAAGGUGCACAAACACAUGAUCCAGCCAUUAUAUCACAUUCAAAGGCUGUGAAAGUACUUGAGGGUUGAGUUUUAGAUACUUUGAUCGGUCUAGCUUAGUAUGCAAGCGCAAGUGUGCCUAUCAUCAGUGCACCCUUCCAUUUAAACACUGCUUUCGACAACCACAGUGUAUUUGUUUUCCAGAUGGAUUCUUAAACGGCAUGAGCGGUUCUUGUGAAGGUGAGGGUUCGGCUCAGAUAGAAACUCAGGAUGAGGAAAGUUAGUACGCAUGGGACAGUAUGUUGUAAGUAUUUCAGAACCUCCAAUAGCUUAGAUGUUUUUGAAGCACUGCUUAAUUGGUUUUGACACCAUCCAGUGUCAAACCCUCUCCGGUGUGUGUAGAGAGGCAUGUUUUAUUAAGGUGAUGAUACACGGGGCAACUUUUUGAGCAAUGUUGCCGGGCAAUGUCGCCGAGAUGAUGAUGCUUGGGCACUCUUCCAUUAAGAAUGGGAAAAAAAUGUUGAUCUAAUGUAUCCAGAUAGAAAUUUGUUGCCCAUUUUCAAUGGGAAAGAGCCCAAGCGUCAUCGCUCGGCGACAUAGCUCAAAAAGUUGCCCCGUGUAUCAACACCUUUACUCAUUUAGCAACAGAUGUGACAGCAAGUGUAACUUCACAAGCGAGAAAAGGACCAGAAAGGUUAAAAAAAGACAGCAACCCUGACCAACACAAGAGCGCAACGCUCUGCCAAAACAGCACUGUUGAAGAGUAGCCUAUUUCUCGCUGAUUUCUCAUCAAUCCUCUACUUUUAACUCGCACUGCCCAUAUAAGUUCUCGCUGUACUGGCAACGGCCUUCAGUUUUAUGGCAGAUCAGUAGCUUCUUUAGGGGAUCUCUCUUCCUCUUUGUAGCAGUCGGUCAAAUCACUCUUGUAAAUGCUUUGGUUUGUUCUAAAUACUAUCAACUGCGUUAGACCUGCGACGUCAGACUACUUUUUAGCAUCACGUUUAGCACAUUCGACUGUGCAGAUGAAAAGAGAACAGAUGUACAAUGUACAGAUCCUUAGAGCAUUUUAUUUGGGGUACAAAAAAUAGCAGAGAUGCUCUCGUCACCUUAACUACUGAAAGGACUUAGAUUACAACUGGUUACAUACUGCGUAGUGUGCUUUGUGUGAAACGUGUGGCACUUCACUUUAGGUCAACUGUACAGUAUAGAUUCUCAACUGGCUCACUAUAUUUAAAAUGCAGUCGUGUUACCUUUUGCUUUGUACACAACGCUUUACCUGUAGACAGCUCGUUUUUACCCACUUUACGUCGUUCGGUUCGUUCAAACUGUGAACACAUCAAAAGGUCUUUAACAAAGAGGUUCAACCUGCCCAGUGUUCAGACUAAUGAAAUCUGUGUAAUACUACUUUCUGAGUGCCAUGUCCCUGUUCCAGAUACAACACAAGUGUUAAUUUGCUCUCGCUGUAAGAAACAGGUCAUCCUGUUUGACUGUAGAGGGCGCUAAUGUAACUGCAGUGCAGGACAUUUAAAUGAGAUUCACCUCUGACCUUUGAUGUUAAUGAUAACAGCACCUUGAAAAAUACAAAAACCUCUUUUUUCUUUAUCCUUCACUUUACUUUGAAAAAAUGGCGUUUGUAGCAUGCUGAUGUUCGAACGAGCCAUUCAGUAUCGAUACACAUUGUGAUUUAUAUUUUUUUUUUUUGCAUGAUACUUCAGUUACACAGAAAAAAAUGCACACAAACUUACUCAAAAAGUAUCUUAUUGAAUGAAACCCUCUUUCUAGUCACUCUCCUGUGGAAAGAAAUACAACAGAACAAUGUUUACUUAAUGCUACUGACCUGUCAUUAAGUUAUUUAGUUUUUUUUUUUUUUUUUUUACUACUAUCUGAUCCGCUUGUUUUGCUGUCUUUUGAGUCUCUAGAUUUUCUUCUGGCGACUUUAAUUCAGUGUUUUUUUUUUUUUUUUCCUCCGUAUGAUAUUUAACAUUGUACAAAAUGUUAAAAGAAUUCCUUAAAAUGAAAACCAAACAAAAACAAGUAGGGAAUCAUCUGCAAUGUUUAACUGUCUGUUUUGCACUAAGUAUAGGAUGUUCAAGCUUCAUAUAAAACUGCGCUUUGCGCUCCAAUAAAACAGCGUUUGUUACCUUAUUUGUAAACUUAAUAAAAGUCAUUUAAAUAAA
Molecule: messenger RNA, 11723 nt
Organism: Megalobrama amblycephala (Wuchang bream)
Lineage: Eukaryota; Metazoa; Chordata; Actinopteri; Cypriniformes; Xenocyprididae
Gene: wnk1b
Product: WNK lysine deficient protein kinase 1b
Exons: 31
Coding region: 603-7847 (2414 amino acids)
Biological process (GO): intracellular signal transduction; negative regulation of sodium ion transport; positive regulation of sodium ion transmembrane transporter activity
Cellular component (GO): cytoplasm; cytosol
Molecular function (GO): potassium channel inhibitor activity; protein serine/threonine kinase activity; ATP binding
Source: RefSeq, a predicted model, not a curated record